This is a messenger RNA of Phascolarctos cinereus (koala), 3159 nucleotides long. RefSeq names its product SAYSVFN motif domain containing 1 (gene SAYSD1). The record is from RefSeq and is a predicted model, not a curated record. NCBI's taxonomy places the organism in Eukaryota, Metazoa, Chordata, Mammalia, Diprotodontia, Phascolarctidae.
GCAUGCGCUCGACUGCCUACGCUCCUGAAAGUUGUCAGUGCGUCGGCGCGGAAGUUGGAAAAGGGGGUCUAGAGUAGCCGGCGCGCGCUCACAAGGUCCAAACGAGGUCAAGAGGUCACGAGGAAGACGCUCGCGCUGGCCUCCCGAGGGGUUUGUUCCAUGGAGCAACGAUUAGCGGCGUUCCGGGCCUCUCGGAAGCGAGCCGAGCUAGAGGGAGGGCCCAACAGCUCAGGGAGGAGCGGAAAAACACCGGGGGACGACGUGGCAGCGCCCCCAAUGCCAUCCCAGGAGCAGGGGGGUCCAGGCAGUAGAAUUAAGGAAACAUUUCAGACUCAAGGAAAUCCUUUACAGAAUCCAACAGCUAUUUCUCCAUCACGAUGGGACCAGUCCUUCCUCACAAAUGUUACAUUCUUGAAGGUGGCUCUCUGGUUGGUCUUACUGGGACUGUUUGUAGAACUAGAGUUUGGCCUGGUUUAUUUUGUUCUGUCCUUGUUUUAUUGGAUGUAUGUCGGCACCCGUAGCCCUGGAGAAAAGAAGAAAGGAGAAAAGAGUGCUUAUUCUGUGUUCAACCGUGGCUGUGAACCCAUCCAGGGAACCCUGACUGCAGAACAGUUUGAGCGAGAAUUACAGUUUCGCCCCCUGGCUGUGGGGUAGUCCUUGUUCUCCUGAGUUUUCUGCCACCUCAGUGUUCUUGGACUACUUAGCCCCACUCCCCGGGGCUGGGCUGGACUAAAAUCAAUAUGUAGGUACACUGGGGGGGCAGUCCUGUGUCCAUGAGUGUCAACUUUUUGUUCUCUGAACUCUGUUCUCUUAUCCAUCCUUCCCCUUCUCCUUUCCCAUGUCUCCUGUUGUCGUACCAGUGUCUUUGUUUGCAUUUCCUUCUUUAAUAUUUUUUUUCUGAGAGUCACUAAAAUCCAGUAUUGCAAUUGAUCUGGUGUCUUUUCCAAAAAUUACAUCUUCAACAAAGACUUAUUCUAAUAUUUACACAGACCAAUUUUAGAGGGACAGGGUGGGAGUUGCAUUGUAAAGUAUUUAACUAAUUUGAAAUAAUGAUUCAUUCCUUCACAUGAAGUGCUUCCUAUUAAAAAAUCUUAUCAGUCUGACAAUAAAUUCACAUUUUCAGCACUGUGAGAAUCAUAGGCUUCUUUUAAAUAUUUCAUCCUCAAAGACAAGGUGAAAAUUGUAUUUUGCUUUUCUAUUACUAAUGGUAUUGAAUAUCGCAGAAUGUUCUAGAUUGGUGGGACCUAAGGAAUUGUGUAGAGACCAGUGGUUCUCAAACUUUUUGGCCUUUGGACCCCUUUUACUGUCCUAAAAUGAUUGGGGACCUUCCAAAGAACUUUUAUUUAUGUGGAUUAUACCUAUCAAUAUUUACUGUGUUAGAAAUUAAAAUGUCUUAGUAUUAUCCUGAAAAUAGUUUUGAUCCUGUGGGCCCCCUGAAAGAUUCUCAUGUCACACUUUGAGAACCUCUGGUCUAGUUAACCCUUUAUUUUGUAAAUAGGGAAACUAAGGCCCAGAGAGGGAAAGUGAUUUCUUCAGGGUCAUAAAAAGAGGCCUUAACUAGAUCUUCUGAUUUUAAGGCCAUUGUGCUUUCUGCCAUGGCAUACUCUAUUAAAUCAUGGCCAAGUCACUUCCCCAUCUGUGCAUCAAUUUUGGCACAUUGUAAAAAGAAGGGAAUAGUGGUCUUUUUAGUAAUUACCCACCAUCCCAGGUACAAGCAUCCUUCACCUGUAACUAUCUUUCCUCUUUCCUUCUGUUCUUCAUUUGUCACUUGGGGAAAGGAGAAGAGAAGAGAGAAAAGUGCUGGUGGCAUGUGGUGGGGAGGAAUGGAAGCGUGUCAAUAUUGGUAAUUUUUUAUAAAGGGUUAUUAAAGUGUAGCAUGUAUGCAGAGGGUAGCCCUGGUAGCAGCAUUCCAGACUCACUGGACAUAUGGGCUAAGGGACUGUGAUGCGGGCUUCCUGGGGUAGCCCUGGUUUACUGUAAUCUUUGGAAUAAACAGUCUCUUCAGCUCUUUGCCUUCAUCAUACCAGUAAUAUUUUCUUUCAUGAUGGAGAUAGCAAUAUCUUCUUUCAUAAUGAUUCCUUUUUUGCAAUAUUAGUUUAAAUCCUGUGACAAUCCAGUCUCGGUAUAUGGGAUUCCUGCUAAGUAAAAAAUUUAAAAUAAUUGCUUUCUCUGGGUCAUAUUUAUAAGUAAGUGGAAUCUGCCUAUUUAUCAGUUGUCUCUCUUUCAAAUAAGGGUAUUGGAUUAUAUGGCUUUCAAAUAUAAGUCCUAUGGCCUUAGUACAAAGUUAGAAAUUUUUUCAAGUCAGGGACUCAAGAAAUUAAAGAUGCCUUCAAUUUCUAGGUCCAGUAAUUAGCUUAUAAUUUAAUACUUUAAGGAAGCCUGAUUUUAGUCAUGUGGGUAUUCCCACUGCAAUGCAAAUCGCAACUUUUUCUGUGCCCUAUUACUUAAUUUGAGAAGUUAUGGACAAAAAAAAAAGUCAUCUAGGGACCAACUCUAAAUUGAUAGGCCUCUUCAGACUUAGGUGGUCCUCACGCGAGACAUAUUCAGUUCAUCAUUUGGGCCUUACACAUGAAACCCUUAGAGCACAGUAAGAUCUGCUGUACCUUGUCUUCAGCUGGCGCAGUCUUUAAGGACCAAUGGUCAUUCUCAUGGCACGAUGAGCUAUUGGAAUAGGACUUCAGUAGAGGCCAUUGAUUCAUACAGAAUCUAAAAGGAUUUUUAUUUGAAGUGUUAUUAUGUAACAUAGGCCAGUUGUAAAUUUUUAUUUUUUCAUUAUUAUUGCUUUUUAUUUACUGCAAUGAAGUCUCAGCCAACUUGCUUAUUAAGAAGAGCCUAUUUUUCUGGUUGACUGCAUUUUCUGGAGAAUAACUUAACAUCCCUCUUCAUUGCAAACCUUGUUGAAAAUUAUUUGUAAGAUGAAUUAGACCUUUUUUUGCCUCAAAGUAGAGAAUGGUGAACACAAUUGAAUCUCAGGUCUUAGUUUCCUCUGUUCAAAUGGGGGGGUAGUCCUAGGUGUCUAAGAUGUCCCUUCUAGCUUAACCUUGUGAUCUUCCAAGAUACCUUCUAACUAAAAUAAAAGUGUCUGGUUAAGGAAUAGUGCUGUAAACUAGAGAUGUAAAAGAUGUUUGAAAUAAAGACGAAUAUGAACUAAUUCUAGAA